UUAUAAGUUUGUCUACCUCUCCAUUCCUUCCUUCCUCCCUCUCUGAUCCAUCUCUCUCUAAAACUAAUCACAGCGCCUAGGAGUUAGAAAACAAAAAGGAAAAGAAAGAUUUAAGAAAGAAAAGAAAGAAAUAGGUUCUCUUUAUAAGUGGUCUUGCAUGUGCUCCUCGGAAUCACAUUGUACUUUGUGUAGCCAUUAACUAAACAACCCCUCGGGUAUCAACUAUCUCAUUACAUCUAUAUAACCAACUCUGUUUUUCCAUUCACUCUCCCUCUUCUCUCUCCCACACUCAGGAAUACUAGGUUAACUUGAUCAAGGUCUUUCUUAGUUUGUUUGAUAACUAGCAAGCACAAUGGGUGAAGAAGUUAAACAGGAAGAAACUAAGCAAGAAGAGAAAAAAGAAGAAGAGAAACCAGUAGUAGAAGAAGAAAAGAAAGAAGAAAAGCCAGCUGAAGAAGAAGAAAAGAAACCAGCUGAGGAAGAACCGCCAAAACCACCUCCCGUUGUUGUUUUACAUGUUGACAUGCAUUGUGUUGGUUGUGCUAAGAAAAUAGAGAGAUCAAUCAUGAAAUGUAGAGGAGUUGAAGCAGUAGCAAUAGAUAUGGGUACAAAUCAGAUAACAGUGAAAGGAAUAGUCGAUCCACAAGCAUUAUGUGUGAGAAUACAGAAGAAAACUAAAAGAAGAGCAAAUAUACUAUCACCAUUACCUGCCACCGAAGGAGAACCAAUUCCUCAAGUUGUUACUUCACAGGUUAGUGGACCUAUCACUGUUGAACUAAAUGUGAAUAUGCAUUGUGAAGCUUGUGCACUUCAACUGAAGAAAAAGAUACUUAAAAUGAGAGGUGUCCAAACAGCAGAAACAGAAUUGAGUACUGGCAAGGUAACUGUUACAGGAACAAUGGACGCUGAGCGGUUGGUAGAUUACGUUUAUAGACGGACUAAAAAACAAGCUCGAAUUGUGCCCCAACCCGUACCCGAGCCCGUAAAAGAAGAGGAGAAAAAAGAUGAAGGUGGAGAAAAACCAGCAGAAGAAGCAGCGAAGCCGGCCGAUGAAGAAAAGAAAGAAGAGAAUGGUGAAAAGAAACAAGAAGAAGAAAGCGGUGAGAAGAAAGAUGAAGAAAAGAAAGAAGAUGGUAACAAUGGUGAACAAGGACAAAGUAAUGAAGAGAAAGGUGGUGGAAAUAACGAUGAACAAGUGCACAAGGAAGAUGAAUUUGUUGAAGUACAUCAUAAUGUAGAAACAAUGAAAAAAAUGAUGUAUUAUUAUCCACCCUACUAUCAUCUUCCUGCAAGAAAUUAUCCACCCCUUUAUGUCAUUGAAAGGGUCCCAGCUCCUCAACUAUUUAGUGACGAGAAUCCAAAUGCAUGUUGCAUUUCAUGAUUCUGUCACCAAUACCAGAAAACCAAGAAGAAAAAAAGCUAUUAGAAAAAAAGUUAAAAUUGAUAACGUUAUUAUGAUUGAAUUAUAGUACAGUAUAUAACAAGUUAAGAUAACUUUUACGGGUAUCUUUUUAUUCUUCGGAUAAUUAAUAUAUAUGGGCCAAUCAGAAAAUGGAAUGGGAA
Molecule: messenger RNA, 1563 nt
Organism: Papaver somniferum (opium poppy)
Lineage: Eukaryota; Viridiplantae; Streptophyta; Magnoliopsida; Ranunculales; Papaveraceae
Product: heavy metal-associated isoprenylated plant protein 9-like
Exons: 5
Coding region: 353-1381 (342 amino acids)
Molecular function (GO): metal ion binding
Source: RefSeq, a predicted model, not a curated record